Molecule: messenger RNA, 298 nt
Organism: Hibiscus syriacus
Lineage: Eukaryota; Viridiplantae; Streptophyta; Magnoliopsida; Malvales; Malvaceae
Exons: 4
Coding region: 36-278 (80 amino acids)
Source: RefSeq, a predicted model, not a curated record
UUUAUGUUUCUGUCUUAAUCUCAUGAUAUUCUGGGAUGGAUGCCAUAAACGGUGUGCAAGCAGGUUGGCUAGAGGUUGUCUACGUUGAGUUUGCUUUUUGUUCUGCUCUAUUUCUCGGUGCUCUUAAAGGUUUACUUGUUGGACCUAUUGCUGCUUUGAUACUGAUAAUAGGAAAUUUGGGGGUCAUCAUUGGAUUGUUACCUGCACAUAUUGCAUGGACUGUGUACAAAAUCAUAAGUAUAAUAGAUGCGAUGCACCCAUUAAAGUUGCUAUAUUGAUUGUUUUGCCUAUUUUAUUC